AUGCUGUCUCAAUGGGCAAGUUCUCUUACUCAUUUCAUAUGGUCUCCCGCUAACCAGCUACUUACAGCUACCGCCACUGGAGCGAACAUGGCACAAGACCUCAAGCCAGCUGGAGACGCUGCUGUCAAAGUCAAGCCAUGCUGCGUAUGCAAAGAAGAGAAAGCCUCCCGCGACGAAUGCAUGCUAUUCAGCAAUGCACCGAACCCGCAGAAGGACUGCGCGACUACGAUUGACAAGUAUAAGAGCUGUAUGGCGGGCUUUGGAUUCAAGCUUCCUUAG
This is a messenger RNA of Drepanopeziza brunnea f. sp. 'multigermtubi' MB_m1, 279 nucleotides long. NCBI's taxonomy places the organism in Eukaryota, Fungi, Ascomycota, Leotiomycetes, Helotiales, Drepanopezizaceae. The record is from RefSeq and is a predicted model, not a curated record.